AUGUGGCCACAGACCCCCAACGAUGUGGCCACAGACCCCAAGGAUGUGGCCACAGACCCCAAGGAUGUGGCCACAGACCCCAAGGAUGUGGCCACAGACCCCAAGGAUGUGGCCACAGACCCCCAAGGAUGUGGCCACAGACCCCCAAGGAUGUGGCAACAGACCCCCAAGGAUAUGGCCACAGACCCCAAGGAUGUGGCCACAGACCCCCAAGGAUGUGGCCACAGACCCCCAAGGAUGUGGCCACAGACCCCAAGGAUAUGGCCACAGACCCCCAAGGAUGUGGCCACAGACCCCAAGGAUAUGGCCACAGACCCCCAAGGAUGUGGCCACAGACCCCCAACGAUGUGGCAACAGACCCCCAAGGAUGUGGCCACAGACCCCAAGGAUGUGGCCACAGACCCCCAAGGAUGUGGCCACAGACCCCCAAGGAUGUGGCCACAGACCCCCAAGGAUGUGGCCACAGACCCCAAGGAUAUGGCCACAGACCCCCAAGGAUGUGGCCACAGAUCCCCAAGGAUGUGGCCACAGACCCCCAAGGAUGUGGCCACAGACCCCCAAGGAUAUGGCCACAGACCCCCAAGGAUAUGGCCACAGACCCCCAAGGAUAUGGCCACAGACCCCAAGGAUGUGGCCACAGACCCCCAAGGAUGUGGCCACAGACCCCAAGGAUGUGGCCACAGACCCCAAGGAUGUGGCCACAGACCCCAAGGAUGUGGCCACAGACCCCAAGGAUGUGGCCACAGACCCCCAAGGAUGUGGCCACAGACCCCAAGGAUGUGGCCACAGACCCCCAAGGAUGUGGCCACAGACCCCCAAGGAUAUGGCCACAGACCCCCAAGGAUGUGGCCACAGACCCCCAAGGAUGUGGCCACAGACCCCCAAGGAUGUGGCCACAGACCCCAAGGAUGUGGCCACAGACCCCCAAGGAUGUGGCCACAGACCCCCAAGGAUGUGGCCACAGACCCCCAAGGAUGUGGCAACAGACCCCCAAGGAUGUGGCCACAGACCCCCAAGGAUAUGGCCACAGACCCCAAGGAUAUGGCCACAGACCCCCAAGGAUGUGGCCACAGACCCCCAAGGAUGUGGCCACAUACCCCAAGAAUGUGGCCACAGACCCCAAGGAUGUGGCCACAGACCCCCAAGGAUGUGGCCACAGACCCCCAAGGAUGUGGCCACAGACCCCAAAGGAUAUGGCCACAGACCCCCAAGGAUGUGGCCACAGACCCCCAAGAAUAUGGCCACAGACCCCCAAGAAUAUGGCCACAGACCCAAAGGAUAUGGCCACAGACCCCAAGAAUAUGGCCACAGACCCAAAGGAUAUGGUCACAGACCCCCAAGGAUGUGGCCACAUACCCCAAGAAAUGCUGA
Molecule: messenger RNA, 1371 nt
Organism: Procambarus clarkii (red swamp crayfish)
Lineage: Eukaryota; Metazoa; Arthropoda; Malacostraca; Decapoda; Cambaridae
Source: RefSeq, a predicted model, not a curated record